CGUAGCCAGGAAGUAGUCUCUUCAUAUAUUAUUUCUAAACGAAAGUAGAAACGGAGGGAUUUUAUCACGAGGACCAGUAAAACGCAAUCAUUGAAAACCAGCCUAUCACACAUUUCAAGGUGUCAAAAUGGUGAACUGCUGUGGAUUGAUAACUGUCAAGAAUGAACCAGUGCCUCUGAAGAGUAUUGCUGUGGAGGUUAGUGUCCAGGGGCAUGUAGCCACUGUGAGCUCCACUCUGCAGUAUGAGAACCAGGAGGAGAGCCCUCUGGAGGCCAUAUUUGUUUUCCCUCUGCCAGGAGAGGCUGCUGUCUGCAGGUUCAGCGCCAAGAUAGGACAGACUGAGGUGGUGGCUGAGGUUCAGGAGAAACAGAAGGCGCGGGAGCAGUAUGAUGAUUUGUUGAGCUCGGGCCAGCAGGCCUUCCUAUUGGAGGAGAGUGAUGAGAGCUCGGAUGUGUUCAAGCUGAGUGUAGGUAGUCUGCCGCCAGGGGAGAAGGCCUCUGUCAGCCUGGACUAUGUGACAGAGCUGGCUGUACAGGCUGACGAUGGCCUAAGGCUCUGCCUUCCAGCUGUGCUCAACCCCCGCUAUCAACCCCAGGGGUCAGACAAUGGCAGUGGUAGCAGUGCCCUGGUGUCCUCAGUGCCUGCUGGUUCUGUGCCUUACAGUCUGUCCCUCAGUGCCCAUGUGUCGUCCCCUCAUCCCAUCUGUAGAAUAGAGUCCAACUGUCCCCUGGACCCACUCAACUACCUCAACACAGAGAAAACCCAAGCCACGGUCAAUCUGGCUGCAGGUCAUCAGUUUGACCGGGACGUUGAGCUGUUGUUGUAUUACCAAGACACCCAUCAGCCUACUGCUAUAGUAGAGGCAGCACAGACUUCUGCCAAGCCAGGCUCUCUGAUGGGCGACCCAGUGGUCAUGCUGAGCCUGUACCCAGAGUUCCCCAACGAUGUGAUGUCAUCGAUGACCUCACUCGGGGAAUUCCUUUUUGUUGUGGAUCGCUCUGGCAGCAUGUCAUUCUCCAUGCACAAUGGGUCUGGGGUUCAGGACAGUGCCAGCAUAUACACAGAUACUCUGCUCCUCUUGCUAAAAAGCCUGCCAAUGGGCUGCUACUUCAACAUCAUCGGUUUUGGGUCCAGAUAUGAGUCCUUCUUUCCUAAGAGUGUGGAGUACAGCCAGAAGACCAUGGAUGAGGCUCUGCUGAAGGUGAAGGCAAUGAGGGCUGACCUUGGAGGUACAGAGAUCCUCCAGCCUUUAAAACAUAUCUACAGCCAGCCCUGCCUCCCUGACCAGCCCAGACAGCUCUUCUUGUUCACUGACGGUGAGGUGAGGAACACCAAGGAAGUGCUGGAUCUGGUGAAGGCAAAUGCCGGCUCUCACAGGUGCUUCUCCUUUGGGAUUGGAGAGGGGGCCAGCUCUGCUCUCAUCUUUGGGGUGGCCAAGCAGGGUGGAGGGCACGCACAGUUUAUCACAGGACAGGACAGGAUGCAGCCCAAAGUGAUGCAGUCCCUGCGGUUUGCCCUGCAGCCGGCUGUGGUGAACAUCUCAGUCAAGUGGAAUGUCCCAAAGGGGGUGUCUGUCACACCUCUGUCUCCACCAAUCAGAGUGCUCUUCCAGGGUCAAAGGGCACUGCUGUAUGCCCAGCUCACUGGGAAGAGCUCAGGGGACACAGAGGGCUCAGUGACAGUGGCGUACAGCCUGGCUGAGCAGCCUGUUGAGAACCAGCUGAGCUUCAGUCUCAAGCCUGCAGAAGACACCGGACUGACUGUCCACAGGCUGGGGGUUCGAACCCUGAUCCGCUCCCUGGAGAUGGAAGAGAGACAGGGGUAUGGGAAGAAAAAGGGAGUGAAAGAGAAGGUGGUAGAGCUCAGCGUCCAAUCAGGAGUGAGCAGUGUCUUUACUGCCUUCAUUGCUGUCCACAAAGUAGAUGGAGAGGCUGUGCAAGGACCAAUGCUACGCAGACAAGUCCCCACGCCAAGUGUGUGUGUGUCUGUGAAACAACGGCAUCAGUCAUUGUUAAAAAGCGCAAUGUCCAGUAGGAUGGUGUGUGGUGCGGCUAUGAACAGGUCUAUGCUCACAAAGAUGAGUUUCGAUGUCCAAGCUGAUCAAGGUCAAGGUCAAAGAUUCUUACAAGGAUCAAGGCCAAUGUAUGGCAAAAUGAGAAGGCGUCAAAGAUCUGAGCCUCGAAGCACUGACUUAGACUGUCCAGCCACAGCCUCUAAUCCUGUGAAGGACCCUCUCCUCCAGCUGAUCUCCCUCCAGAAGGCCUCUGGUUUCUGGGUCCUGGAGGCAGCAUUGGCUGAGGUACUGGGGAAGACUGAGGAGGAAGUGGCCAAGCCAAAGCCUGCACCGGUGGACCAGGAGGUGUGGGCCACGGUUCUAGCCCUGGUAUGGCUCUAUGGGUUCAAGAUGGAGGCUCAGGAGGAGUGGCAGUUUCUGGCCAUGAAGGCAGUAUCAUGGAUCCAGGCUCAGAAAGCGGCCAGUGUGUCCGAGUGUGUCCAGGCUGGAAACAUCCUUCUGGGUUGCCAGGUGCUGAAAGACACAUUGGGGCUCUGAGAGGUUCACACUGCCUGUCCUCUUUCUGUCCCCCACGCUCCUGCUACUCUGUCUGGGGUCAGAUAUACACACAACCCAACCUGCUCCUGGUCCCCUCAAAGCAACAUGGUGGAACUAGCUACUGUCCCGGUCUGAACAAGCCUAAUUAUCAACCUCUCACCUAUAUUAGCCUACUGUCAUUUAAUGUAGGGGCACUUAUGUAUCUCAAUGUAUUGGUUGUUAUUAACAUAUCAACAUGAAUCUAUGUAUUACAUAUACAGCUAUACUUGUUAGACUUUGCUUUGGUUAUCAAUUCAAUAGGCUACUGGAAACAAUGUGUUAACUGUACUUGUCAUCACUAUCCAAAAUGCUUGGUAAAAUGGAAAGCUAGAUGAGUGCCUUUCCGAGUGCCUUUACUGUGUAAUCAUGUAACACUGUCUAUAUUCAUGCAUUUCCUCAUAUUUUACCACUGUACUUUAAAAUCAUGUGAUAAAAUCAAUGAUAUUCUGCA
This is a messenger RNA of Oncorhynchus masou masou (cherry salmon), 3041 nucleotides long. Its product is annotated as von Willebrand factor A domain-containing protein 5A-like. Bases 128 to 2551 code for a protein of 807 amino acids. NCBI's taxonomy places the organism in Eukaryota, Metazoa, Chordata, Actinopteri, Salmoniformes, Salmonidae. The record is from RefSeq and is a predicted model, not a curated record. The transcript has 18 exons.